This is a messenger RNA of Daucus carota subsp. sativus, 1951 nucleotides long. RefSeq names its product cytochrome P450 CYP736A12-like. NCBI's taxonomy places the organism in Eukaryota, Viridiplantae, Streptophyta, Magnoliopsida, Apiales, Apiaceae. The record is from RefSeq and is a predicted model, not a curated record. Gene Ontology annotation, molecular function: monooxygenase activity; iron ion binding; heme binding. The transcript is spliced from 2 exons. The coding region runs from base 167 to 1687 and encodes 506 amino acids.
GGCACUGAUGUGGCAGAUUAGGCACUUGGCCCAAAUUGUCUGCCCUUUCUAUUGUGUAAAUUUGUUGCAUCUAACUUUAGCUAGAGGUUGGGUUUAAGGCUAAGGAUAUCCAUUGCAAGGAUCACAUUCCUUUGACAUCCAGCCAACAAACGCUCUACGCAUCACAAUGUCUCUGAUGGAUUUCACCACUAUUUUGGUACUUGUAGGACUGGUUUGGCCGUUCAUUUAUCUGUACCGAACCAUCUUCACCAUGAAACCGCACCACAACACACCACCGGGUCCUCCAGGCUUACCGAUUAUAGGUCACCUCCACAUUUUAGGAAAAUUUCCUCACCGUACUCUCUGCAAACUGUCCCAAAAAUAUGGUCCCAUAAUGUCCCUCCGCCUUGGUUCUGUUCCUGCCAUAAUCGUCUCGUCUCCUAGUACUGCCGAGCUCUUCCUCAAGACCCAUGACACCGUUUUUGCUAGCCGUCCCAAGUCUCAUUCCGCUUAUUACUCAUUCAAUGGCACAAAAGCAAUGGGAUUUAGUGAUCAAUAUGGGCCUUAUUGGAGGAGUGUGAGAAAGUUUUGCACAUUGGAGUUUCUCAGCGCCUCAAAGAUCGACUCUAUGGCUGGGCUGAGAAGCGAGGAGCUGAGGUUGGCGGUCAAGUCAUUAAAACAAGAUGCAGAGAAACAAGUGAUAGUCGAUGUUAGUGAAAAAGUAACACGUCUGAUAGAAGACAUGACUUGUGGAAUGUUGUUAGGCAAGAGCAGACACAAAAGGUUUAACUUAAGCGAGAUUCUGCACCAAUUGGCAGAGGUUAUGGGAGCCUUCAAUAUUGCAGAUUAUGUCCCAUUUUUACAAGCACUUGAUCUCCAGGGACUAACUCGCCGGCUCAAAGUUACUAGCAGAGCAGCAGACGAAGUCUUGGAAACUAUCAUUGAUGAUCAUGAGCACGACGCAUCCAAUGAGGACAAAAAACUUAAUAGGGAUUUCAUCGAUGUCAUUCUAUCUUUGAGAAAUAACCCCACAAGUACUCAUGAGCAUUUAGCGCAGAACAUAAAUCGAUCAAACAUCAAAGCCAUCCUGUUAGACAUGCUUUUUGCAGGUAUUGACACCUCCCAAACUGCAAUUGAGUGGACCUUGUCAGAACUUUUACGGCAUCCAAGGGUGAUGAAGCUAGUUCAACAAGAAAUUAAAAAGGUCAGAGCAGAUUGCGAAUUUGUGGAAGAGUCAGACUUGUCAGAACUUCAUUACCUAGAUAUGGUAGUCAAGGAAAGCAUGCGAUUACAUCCUGUGGCACCCCUAUUAGUACCUCAUGAGUCGACAACAGAUGCUGUGGUUGAUGGAUAUUACAUACCAAAGAAAUCGCGCAUUCUCAUCAAUACUUGGGCCAUAGGCCGGGACCCUGGAAUUUGGUCUGAAAACGUCGAAGAAUUCCUUCCAGAGAGAUUUGCAGGCACCGACAUAGAUCUCCGGGGAAAAAGUUUUCAACUUAUACCAUUUGGCUCAGGCCGGAGAGGCUGUCCAGGUAUACACUUGGGCCUAAUUAACAUAAAAUUGGUAGUAGCUCAGUUGGUACACAGCUUUGAUUGGGAGCUACCUCCUGGCAUACUGCCUAAUGAGUUGAAUAUGGAUGAAUCUUUCGGUCUGACGGUGCCAAGAGCAGAGCAUCUCCUAGCCAUACCCAGUCUACGGCUACCAUAAGUUCCACUGAUCAUCAUUACAUGUUAUUCUGAAUGUGAUCCCUGAGCACUAAAAUGAACGUUGCAUCUUAAAAAUAUAAAUUAUAUUAACAGCUAUAUGAGUAUUGAGUUGACGUUCUUGUUAGAGCAUGUAUGAACAUCUCCAACAUAUUAGCUCUAUAUCAUAUAGAGCUAAUAUGAUUAGUUACCGAUGUAUUCUAGUAACAAAUGCAUGGAUUAUAUAAUUAUUGGGCCCUUAAAUUUUUUGAUCCUGAGCGGUUGACCU